AUGUUUAAUGAUGCAGCAAAAACAAGAAGAGUUACAUUUGAUUAUUAAUAUUAGGACCCUAUAUCUGUUAACGAAAUAUGGAUGGCAGUAUAGCUACAUUAUAAAAUUAAUAAUAAUCAUGAUUGGAUAGAAAAUCCUAAACCUUAUAGAAAUUAUUGGGUUAUUCUUUUAGAAAAAGCAGGAGAAAACCUUCCUAAAAAGCACGAUCUGCCUAAAAUUAAAAUUUAACCUGUUUUCGACUUAUAUCAAAAACGAAAAUAAAUAUAAACUUUUUAUCCAUAAACUUCCGUUUAUAAUUCUACUGUAAAAUAAAAUAAAAAAUUAAUAUAUAUAUUUAUUUUUUAAAGCUCAAAAUAAGUGACUAAUUAAAAUGUUCAUAUAUAAGUUAAUGUAAACCAGAAGCAGGAUUAACAAUCCAUAAUACAAAUUAUAUAACAGAAUCAGCAAAAAUGA
Molecule: messenger RNA, 453 nt
Organism: Ichthyophthirius multifiliis
Lineage: Eukaryota; Ciliophora; Oligohymenophorea; Hymenostomatida
Exons: 2
Source: RefSeq, a predicted model, not a curated record